AUGUCCGAAACAUCAGAACCUCCAUAUGCUAGAUGGCGGCCUCCUCGCCCACUCUUUACGGAACGUUGCGACGCAGUGAAGAAAUCCCCGUUCCUGGAUUUCCGACCAAUUACCGAUAAACCCGAUCUUCAGUGGGAGAACUUCCGACAACCAUUGCUGAAGAAGAGCCCCCUGUUAACUGAAAUCGAGUAUCAAUGCCAGCUUGGUUUUGGUGUUGAUGGUAUUGUGUGGAAGGUCGAGAUUGAAGGAAAGGCUUACGCCUUGAAAGUGUUCUGGGACAACACGCCUCCCAGCGGCACGCGAUACUGGGCUGUUCAGAGAGAAUGUCAGAACGCCGCGCUGCUUGAAAUGAUCCGAAACGCUAUCAAUACCUCCGAUCAACCUGUUUGCCUCCAUCCCAAACCCCAGACGCACGCAGACGCAGUCGCAAAUCUGCGCGUUUUCUCCAUUGAAGGCCGCCAAAGGUUCCGAAACACUCCUGGUGCAAUUGAGUACAGCUCAGCACCGCGAUUUCGACAGUGUAUGGGCUGGGCUUCAAUCCGAGGCUCGCAUCUCCUUGCUCUGGACAACAACAUCCGUCCUUGUCGACCGGUAUUCAACGGCAUCCAGCGUGAAAUACGACGUGAAGAACAUUACUACGCGAUAAUCUAUGAAUUCAUUCCCGUUCAGUCCGCGACACUACUCACUGGUGACACCCAGCAAUCUCAGUUGGAUCUUCUCUGGCUGGCUGGCUUUUGCCUGGUGCCUCUCAGGCCACCCAGGAGCCGUGAGCCCCUAUGA
Messenger RNA from Verticillium dahliae VdLs.17, 780 nucleotides. RefSeq lists its product as uncharacterized. Lineage: Eukaryota; Fungi; Ascomycota; Sordariomycetes; Glomerellales; Plectosphaerellaceae. The record is from RefSeq and is a predicted model, not a curated record. The coding region runs from base 1 to 780 and encodes 259 amino acids. The transcript is spliced from 2 exons.